Mercurialis annua (annual mercury) is the source of this 420-nucleotide messenger RNA. RefSeq lists its product as uncharacterized. Lineage: Eukaryota; Viridiplantae; Streptophyta; Magnoliopsida; Malpighiales; Euphorbiaceae. The record is from RefSeq and is a predicted model, not a curated record. Bases 1 to 420 code for a protein of 139 amino acids. Gene Ontology annotation, molecular function: DNA binding. The transcript has 2 exons.
AUGGAUGAAAUGGCAAUCUUUGGUGCUAUGCCUCACUCAGCAACUUGUUGCUGCUGGUUUGCUGCUGGUGAGGGCUCAUCUGAGCCUUCUCAGCAGCAACAAGAAGUUGUUGAUGCUGAUGCUACUGGAGCUAAACCAGUCGAUAAAAAACGUAAGCAAGUUAAUGCUAGAUCUAAAGUUUGGGAUCAUUUUGAGCGCAUAGUUGAUGAAAAUGGAAAAUUGAUUUUGUCUAAAUGUUUGUAUUGUGCAAAGACUUAUAACUCUGAUACUAAAAUUAAUGGGACUUCUACCCUUAGAUUCCAUAUUCUUUCAUGUCUUAAGAACCAUCAUAGUAAAGAUACUAGACAGGCCUUUUUAACUCUACAACCGGUUGCUGCAUGUCCUGCUGAAAAUGAGGGAAAGGGACAAUUGGGGACUUAG